GCCUCACAACUCACAGCAUGGAGAAACAAAUCAGGCCUCAUGGACAGCCCGAUGGCGGGAAAGAGCGGAAGAGAAUGCAGAACCGGUUGAAUCAAAGAGCCCGAAGGGUGAGAUUGAAGCAGCUGGAUCCAGGCGCGGGCAGGUCCCGGCGACCCCCGUUCAGAGUCCAUCGGUGGCGUUUGGAUGAGCAGGAGGAGUCCGUCAUCAGCAACGAUCCGAGACGGCCAGGAGGAGUGAGUGGAGGGCAGGAUAGAGACUCUUCGCUUCCGGCAGACCACCAGCUGCUGCAUCUCAUCCAGUUCAACACCUGCCGGGCACUCUGGUCGAUCAAAAUCCUCCUGGCACGCUUGACGGUCUCUCUCAUGUCGUGUGCGGGCCAGACGGUGCCGAUCGACACCUACGACGUCUUCCCUGCGUUUGCAGUGACAUUUUCCCAGCUUCCUGCCCGUCUGGGCUGUCUGGCGCCGACUCCGUUGCAGACAGACUGCUUCCAUUCCACUUGGAUGAACCUGUUUCCGUUUCCCAGGAUGCGCGACAACCUCAUCACCUGGCAGGCAUGUUUUGACCAUGUAGAGCUUGUGACGGACCUCAUUGGCAACCUCAUAAACACCACACUCUUCUAUGCAGGCCCUUCAGGUACGAUCCCUGCCGUGGCGGCCAGACUCGUCGUCUCAAAGGCCGAGGACGACGAGAUUACCGCGUCUCGCACGGGUCUGAUCGUCUGGGGCGAGCCGCAUCUCGCUGAGAGCUGGGAGGCAACCCCAGGCUUCCUUCGGAAAUGGGCUUGGGUCAUGGCAGGGUGCGAUGAGCUGAUCGAGUCAACCAAUCGCUGGAGACGGACCAGAGGGGAGGAACCAGUCCAAGUUUCCACUUUGGCAUAAUAUUAAAGACAACUGUACGUAUAUGGAAUCAACUAUAGACCCGAUCUUGUUCUGGUGCAGAUGAGCAUGUCUAGAUAGUAUGUAUAGGUGAUAUACCAUCAGGAGCAUGGGAAUAUCAGUUUUUGUCUCGUGCUCCUGUGCUUAAAGUCGCGGCAGGUAUAGAGACAUAUUUGCAGAUGAAGCUCUACUGCAU
Molecule: messenger RNA, 1074 nt
Organism: Penicilliopsis zonata CBS 506.65
Lineage: Eukaryota; Fungi; Ascomycota; Eurotiomycetes; Eurotiales; Aspergillaceae
Exons: 2
Coding region: 18-881 (287 amino acids)
Source: RefSeq, a predicted model, not a curated record